UUUAAGUUAGUUUAACGUUGAAUUUUGUACAGUUAACAUCAUGGAUAAAAUCUUUUUGGCUAUUAUUUUGUGUCUGUUACCAUUCUCAUUGGCAAAUAUAAGUACUGUUGAUGGUAAAGUUAAAAUAACCAUUGGUUCAACAGCCGGUUGCAGUGAUACAGUACGUUUUAUUAAUCAACAAUUAGUACCGGCAUUUGAAUUAUACAGUGAAUAUUUGAAUAUCGAAUACUUUCCUUGGGGAAGGACAAGACGCGAUGACAAUGGCACAUUGAUCUGUCAAUUCGGAGUGAACGAUUGCUGGGCAAAUCGACUACACAGAUGUGCACUACAUCUUCUAGAUAACCAAGAAGCACAAUUAGAAUAUAUGAUAUGUGAAUUUUCAAGCCCUUAUCCAGCAUUCUUACAGAAUAGCUACCAAUGUGCAGAAAAUGUUGGAUUAAGUAUCAAUAAUAUUGAAAAUUGUUUCGCAACAGAUAAUAAUGAUCUUGAAAGUAUAUCAGAGAAUGCGUCGUUAAUUCCUAUGCAAGUGAUAAAUUUUGUACCUUUUAUUACUUUAAAUGAUGUUAUUGAUUUGGAUGUACAUAAUCAAGCAAGACAGGAUCUCGUCAAACUUAUAUGUACCGCGUUAUCUAAUGAUUCCUCCACUGGGAUCAGCAUUAACGACUGUUAAACGUAAAAAAAAACGAUUAAUUAUUUUGUAUAAUCGAUUUCAAUGAAUUAAA
Messenger RNA from Papilio xuthus (Asian swallowtail), 722 nucleotides. Its product is annotated as GILT-like protein F37H8.5. Gene Ontology annotation, molecular function: oxidoreductase activity, acting on a sulfur group of donors, disulfide as acceptor. Bases 41 to 670 code for a protein of 209 amino acids. The record is from RefSeq and is a predicted model, not a curated record. The transcript has a single exon. NCBI's taxonomy places the organism in Eukaryota, Metazoa, Arthropoda, Insecta, Lepidoptera, Papilionidae.